UUUUGUUAAAUAAUACAAAUGAACCAGAUAUAGAGCCAAUAAUAAACACACAAUUUAUUGAAACUUCUCACAAAAAUGAUACAAAAAUAGAUUCUAAUGAGACCUCUCCUGUAGACCAUGGUUUGACUAAUGAACCAAAUGUCGUGUAUAUAACCGACAAUUCAAUUAAAAAUGACAAUUUUCAAAACCAAUUCAUUGAAAGUGAAAACAAACACCAAGAAGUAUUCAAUUCUAUUGAUUCAAAUGAUUUAAACCAAAUGAACGAAGAAUCAAUUAUUUGGAAUAAUAAUUCAAUGAUCACAAACUUUAAUAUACUAAACAAUACGACAACUACUGAUUUAAUUAAUACUUUGGAUGAAAGCGAAGACAAUUUGCUAAAUAAAAACAACGAUAGUUUGUUGAAUAAAAAUGGAGAGGAUAGUGAAAAUUGGAAAGACAAAGAUGAAGAGCCGACAAAUUUACCGAUUAGUGAAAUAACGGUUAAUUUGGCUAAAAAACAGAAAAAGAGAAAAAAUAAGAAAAAUAAUAGAAAAGACUCACAGAUGAAGAACUCUGUGGAAGAGAUUAACGAAGAGAAAGGUGUGAAUAGGAGUGAAGAAAUAAAACUGAUUGAUAACACGGAAUCAAUGAAUGAAAUACCAAACAAAUCCAUUUCUAUCCAAAAUUCUAAUAUUCCAGAAUAUUCUUUUAAUGAAUGCAAUUCUAUCAUUACUUUAGAUUCUUUAAAAUCAGAUCCAAACAAAAUUCAUACUUUAGAUGACAAAGAUUUCACAGAAUCUAUUGAUCCAAAACAAAUCAUUUCAAUAGAUAAUAACUCAGAAGAAACCAUAACAAACAUAACCACAAAUGGAGAUUCAAACACCAAAUUAGAUAUCAAUACAUUAAACCAUAAAAUUAAAGAAAUAACUGAAGAGUCACCAAAAAUUGUCUUACAAUCAGAUGAAUGUAAAGAAAAUGGUUUUAGUGGAAAUGAUAUAAUAAACUCAAAUGAGUUGAUUUUGUCACCGAAACAAAUGAAUAAAUCUGGUAAUUCUUCAUCAGAAAUCACUUCAAAUAUCACUACAAAUAAUGAACCAAAUGAAGAAUAUGCCAUAAAUGAAAAUUGGGUUAAUAAUGAAUCUAUCGAUUCUACUAUUGAACUGAAUUUAGAUACGAAUAAUUUAAAAUCAAAUAACGAAUUAACAGAAAUAAUGAAUGAAGAGAUCUAUGAAUUUGAUACAAAUAAAAGAAAAGCAAAAUAUAAGAAAAUGAAUGAAAAAGACGAUUCAAAGAAACCAUUGAUUGACUGUAAUAUUGAACAAAAUGACAAUCAAUUUGAUAAUGAUUUACAAACAUUGAGUGAAAUUGAAUUAAACAUUGAAGAAAACACUGACAAAGUAUCAAAACCUGAAAAUAAAUUCAUUUAUCUCAACGAUAAUAGCGAAGAAAUAAACAAUGAAAUUGACAAUCAAUUGGAGGAAUUGGAGGAAUUGGAUGAUUCAGAUGAAGACAUUAUUGAAUUUGCGUCAAAAAGUAACGAAAAUACAGACAAAAAGGAUAUUUGUAGUGAUUUACAAGCAAUGGAUGGACACAAUAUUGACGAAAAUCUUUAUGACGCCGAUUUAUCCGAUAAUUUAAAUAAUGGUUUCGAGAGUGACAAUGAAGACAAUAUCUGGUUAAAUGAUAUCCGAACCAGAUUUGGACCAAUUCUGGAGACAAACCAACUCGAAACCGAUGACAAAGACUUGUUGUCCAUACGUUUGAACCAAUUUCUGGAAAUUCUCUCAGAAGUGAAUAACAUUGAGACAACGAAAGCAAAACAAUUGAAUUCUCGAAACAAAGUCAGAAUAUUUUGUCAGAAAGAGAUUAAAAGGUUAAACGACAAACUCAUUAAACUAAGAAGUGAAUCACCGGAACUAUUGGCUAAAGACAAAGGGACCCAACGAGGGCCGAAGCGUAACAUAUUAGGCUAUAUGAGUCGAGCACUGAGGGCGUCGAUACCGAUUCAGGCGCUUAUGUUCAUACUAUUGGGCGCCGCAUCUCUUGUGCCCACCGCUGACGAGGACUACAGUUGUCUUCUAAUGAAUAAUUUUCUGCAUUCAUUUCAACCGAUGCUGGACUUCCCCAAUGGUCCGCCACCUUAUAAUGUAAAAUACUCGAGACAAGAGUUUGAAGAGUUUUUGAUGACAUUUGGCAAACAAUACACAAAUGACAGCAAAGGUACCACUCAUGAGACGCGCCACCGAUUGUCUGCAAGCAAUCAUUUGUUUGAUUUGUUGCAGAAUAUGAGCGAAGAUUUAAAAAAUUUGAUGACAAUUAAGCUGUUGAACGACAAUGAGUUGGGAACAGCUGUCUAUGGAGUGACACAAUUUGCUGAUCUCACGCCUCAGGAGUUCAGACAACACUAUACCGGCUUCAGACCCGACCUCCACAACAACGACUCCAUUCAUAUGAGACAUAUAAGUGGACACAACAUCCGUUACACAGAUCUUCCCACAAACUUCGACUGGAAGGACAGUCCCGGUGUUGUCUCUGGCGUCAAGAACCAGGGAAUGUGCGGGAGUUGUUGGGCCUUCAGCGCCACCGGCAAUAUAGAGGGUGUCUCUGCGAUUGUCAACAACAAAUCGGUGUCCCUUUCUGAACAAGGUGAACUGGUCGAUUGUGACAAACUAGACCAGGGAUGCAAUGGAGGCCUUCCCACCAAUGCCUUCAAGACAGUCAUCGACAUAGGUGGCAUAGAGGGUGAGAGCGACUAUCCAUAUGAUGGUAGGGAUGAGAAGUGUGCUUUCAAUCGGUCGCUUUCGAAGACAACAAUUGAUUCGUAUGUGGUUUUGCCUGAAGACGAGACAGCAUUAGCGCAAUGGCUCCAUAAGUUUGGUCCCAUUUCUAUCGGCAUUAACGCCAACGCAAUGCAGUUCUACUUCGGAGGCAUAUCUCAUCCCAUGAAAUGGUUGUGUAAUCCUAAGAAUCUGGAUCACGGGGUCCUCAUCACGGGCUUCGGUGUCGGCAAGACUAAGAUUCUUCACAAAACUCAGCCCUUUUGGACCAUCAAAAAUAGUUGGGGUCCCGGUUGGGGUGAAAAGGGUUAUUAUCGCGUAUAUAGAGGUGAUGGCACCUGUGGUCUCAAUCUGAUGGCCUCUUCGGCAUGGAUUGACACUCACGCGAGACAUUAAUUCAACGAUUGAUUUAGUAAUAUAACAAAUUGAUUAUAG
Messenger RNA from Oppiella nova, 3191 nucleotides. The record is from the annotation of a GenBank genome assembly. NCBI's taxonomy places the organism in Eukaryota, Metazoa, Arthropoda, Arachnida, Sarcoptiformes, Oppiidae.